Molecule: messenger RNA, 2179 nt
Organism: Lotus japonicus
Lineage: Eukaryota; Viridiplantae; Streptophyta; Magnoliopsida; Fabales; Fabaceae
Product: protein FAR1-RELATED SEQUENCE 5-like
Exons: 4
Coding region: 229-1839 (536 amino acids)
Biological process (GO): regulation of DNA-templated transcription
Molecular function (GO): zinc ion binding
Source: RefSeq, a predicted model, not a curated record
CAUGACAGAAAAAGGUUUGAAAACGAAAGAAAGAGAGUGACUUGACCGCUUGUUCUGUCUUGUCAACUUCCCGAGCCUCUUGCUUGUCAAACCGAACGAGAGACCCUUUAUUUUUCUUAUAUCGCUUACAAUAACUUAUUUUGAAGGGUGAGUGAUCUUCUGUUUCUUCAAAACACUGACGCCGUCUGAAACUCCAAAACCCUUCAAAAGCAUCUCUACAUUUUGCCAAUGAGUAACAAGCGGAAGGUUGGUACUAGCAAUCCUUAUAGUUUUCGUCAUGGGUUUCAAAAGGCUGGAUCUGUGGAAACAGCCGUGUCUAGUAACUUAACCAGACAAAAGUGGAUACAAAGCUCUGAAGUUAGAGCUGCACUAGAAUACCUCCGAAGUUUGGAAUCAAAAUCAACUGGGACAAGAAUGUUUUGGAGGCACAAAGCUGAUGGGGAAGGAAGACUUCAACAUUUGUUCUGGUGCGACCGUGGAAGUCGUUCUAAUUAUAAAUUAUUUGGUGAUGUGGUGGCUCUUGACACUACUUAUGCGAAGAGUAAGUACAAGUAUCCACUAGUGGUGUUUUCAGGGGUUGACAACCACAUCCACACAACAAUAUUUGCUAGUGCUAUUAUUGCUGAUGAGACUGAAGAAACAUAUGUGUGGUUGUUUGAACAGCUCAAGGAAGCCAUGGAAGCUAAAUCACCGGGGUUAGUUAUUACCAAUGAUGACAUAGCUUUGAAGAAUGCUAUGAGUAGAGUCUUUCCAAAUGCUCGCCACAGAUUAUGUGCUCAACAAAUCUUACGUAAUGCAAGCAGCAAAGUUGGAGACCCAAUGAUGACCGCAGCAUUAAACAAACUUAUGUCGUCUGAUUGUGUGGCUAGCGAGUUUGAUGGUCAGUGGCAUGAAAUGGUUGCCGAGUAUGGCCUUGAAAACCAUAGUUGGGUAAGAGACAUGUACGAGAAAAGGAAGAUGUGGGCAACUGCAUACAUCCGAGGUACAUGUUUUGUUGGUUUUAAGGCCACUUCUCAAUGUGAGGGGUUGUAUGUUAAAUUUGGGAGGUUGGCUCGUUCUUCUGGUAAUUUGGUAGACGUUUUGCAGCAAUUUCAUCUUGAUUGCCUUGAUGAGUUUCGAUACAAGGAAAGAAAUGCAGAGUUCAAAUCAGUGUUUGGCCGUGAACCUGUGUUACUAACGAUGGUGAAAUCAUUGGAGAGGUCUGCAUCUAGGGUGUUCACUAGGGAGGUCUUCAAGUUAUUUCGUCAUGUGCUUUCAAGGGUAGGCACAAUGAAAGUUACUUAUUACUGUAAAGAAGUGUUGUCAGGUACCUCAGACAUUUACAAAGUGUCUAAAUAUGGUCAACCAGAUAGGAUGUGGUAUGUGGAUUAUUAUCCGCCACAUUAUACUCCGCCAACCUACCAGUUUGUAUGUGAUUGUAAGAAGAUGGAAAAUUUUGGAAUUCCAUGUGAACACAUAGUUCACGUGAUGGUUUAUCUAGGCAUAGCUGAGAUGCCAACAUCUUUAGUACUAAAGAGAUGGGCCAAGCUUGCACAGGUUGUUGUCAAAGGGACCUGUGAUGAUGAUGAUAUUAGUUAUUUACCAGAGCAUUUUAGGGAUCAAAUUGAUAUGUUGAAAGAUGGCAAUAAUGUUAAUUUCAACAAUGAGGACUGGAACAUUAACUUGCUCGUUAACUCUGAUGAAUAUGGAGGCUGUUCUUUAUUGGAAGAUGACGAUGAGGUUAGUUUCAGCAGUCGUGACUGGAAUGUUAAAUUGUUCUCUGACUCUGAUGAUUCUGAUACAAAUGGUAGUCCAUCUUUUAAGAGGCGUGCCCAAAAUAAUGUGGAUGACAAAUGGUGAUUUAGGACGUCGGUUCCCAGUUAAACAUCAGCAUGUUAGAGAUUUAGUUAUGCUUUAUGGCCUCUUCAACAAUGUUAAAGUAUUUAAUGAGUUGUAUUAGCACUUUUCAAAAUGGUCAGAAUCUAGUAGUUCAGUGAGGUCAUGACAUGGUUAUCUGAAUGUUUUUUUUUGUUAGGUUUGUCCAUCUUGAUGAAUACCGUUUCGGGCAUUGAAUCCUUCUGUGAUUUUAUCUCAUAGUGUUUAAGACCUUUGUUGUUUUAGUUUUGAUGGAAAUUGGUAGCGGGCAAUGCAUUCUGUUUGAGACAGAAGAUGUUAACGUAUUAAAUAUAUUUGGAUAUGA